AUGGAAGAAAGUCGAUUCGAGACGAGUGAGUUACAGGCAUCGUUCAUGAUGUCGACUCCUUUAUGGUCCGAUUCAUGGAGAUUAUGCAACGCAGCGAAUUUCUCAAGGAGUAUUCAGAUCCACCACGUCGCCGGAAUCAUGUAUGUUGCUUUACCGGCGGUGGAGAUGAUUCAGUUGGGAGAUCUUGUGGGCUUGGAAGUCGCCGGAGUUGGAGUUUUCUCCGGUUUAUCAGCAGCAUUAGCCUCCGGUGAGCCACCGCCUAUGGUCGACUCUGCCAUACUCAACCUCUUCCUUCAAUCAAAGGUUAGUUUUUCUUUUUGA
Messenger RNA from Arabis nemorensis, 321 nucleotides. Lineage: Eukaryota; Viridiplantae; Streptophyta; Magnoliopsida; Brassicales; Brassicaceae. The record is from the annotation of a GenBank genome assembly.